UGAGUCUCCCACAUUGCAGGUGGAUUUUUAACUGACCCACCAGGGAAGCCUUUUUCUUCCCAGCCACCUUCCUAACAAGAUAAAGUCUAAAUAAGCAGUAGAAAGGGCUUGAAGGAAGGGGUCAGAUUUUUUUAAGGGGUCAGUUUAAGUUCGAUGAGUUUAAUAAGCUUAUUAAACUAGGCUUAUUAUCUAGGGUUUAGAUAUAAUUAGGAGUUUAGGAAUUUAAUUAAAUUUAAGUUAAGUUUCUUAAUGAAACUGAUUUUAAUUACCCAAUCUACUCAUUAACUAAAUGCAGUGUGGAUUCCAGACCCACAGCUUCAGCAUCAGCAGAGACCUAGGGCAAAUUCAAAUAUUUUGAACUACGGAAUAAAAUAUCCCGGGAGUGGGGCCUGGGAAUCUGGUUUAACAAACACUCCAGAUGUUUCCAGUGAGCUCUCAAGCUUGAGAAUCACUGAAACAGAAGAAUGAGUGGUAAAUUUCAUUAACUAGAGAAUUUAAUCAAGAAUUUUAAUAGUUGAUGUAAUUCAUUGAUUUAGAUGAAUUUGGUAGGGAUCCCCAUCAAUUAUAGCCAUGGCUUCACCUGGAGAUUUACUUAAUGAUCUUUAACAAAAAAAACAGUAAGAUGGUAUGGUGCAGAAUGCUAUUAGUACUAAAAUAGUACCUGGCAUAAUAUAAUUAAUGAUAUUAGUUAACUAGGCAGCCACACUCAUUAAUGAGCUUCACUUUAAUUGUGACAAGUUAAAUUUCAGCAAAAUGAUACUAUUGGACAGAGCUAGAGAAUGAUGGGAGAGGGUAAGAGUUGGUGUGAGAAAGAAUUUGAAAAACUGUUUAAUAAGCAAUGUUAAGAAACUAGAUUGGUAUAAAGGGUUUAAUGAGACAGCUAAAGUGCUUGUCCCUGGGGGCCCUCUGGGGGUGGGGAUAUAGCAGGGACAUUCUACCACAAGUUCUCAGGUCUUUUCUCUCUGGAGUAACUGGGAAGGCGCUCCUCUGGGUCUUCUCUCUGCCCCCAGGAUCUUGUGUCCUCUGGGUGUCUCAGCCCCCUGAAAUCCGUACCCAGGAGGGGUCCCCCGCCAUCCUGCCCUGUUCCUUCAAUGCCAGCCAAGGGAGUAUGGCCAUUGGUUCUGUCACAUGGUACCGGGACAAAGUGGCCCCAGGGAUGGAAGUGAGGAAUGAGACUGCAGAGUUCCAGGGCCGCCUGGCCCCUCUCCCCUCUUCCCGCUUCCUUUAUGACCACCAGGCUGAGCUGCACAUCCGAGACACCCGAGGCCGUGACGCCGGAGUCUACGUGUGCAGGGUGGAGGUGCUGGGCCUGGGUAUCGGCACAGGGAAUGGGACCCUGCUGGUGGUGGAGGAAGGACCUCCUCAGCUAGCGGCUGGCACAGUCCUCCUCCUUCGGGCUGGAUUCUAUGCCUUCAGCUUUCUCUCGGUGGCUAUGGGCAGCAGCAUGUAUUACCAGGGCAAAUGUGAGUGUUGGAGCUGGGACACACGGGCGUGGAGAUGGGAGGGCAAGUGAGAAGGCUGGAACCGGCAGAGAUAGAGACCAUGAAAGAGGAGGAGGGCUGCAGCACUGAGCGAUUCCUGUGGCCUCUC
Messenger RNA from Odocoileus virginianus texanus, 1590 nucleotides. NCBI's taxonomy places the organism in Eukaryota, Metazoa, Chordata, Mammalia, Artiodactyla, Cervidae. The record is from RefSeq and is a predicted model, not a curated record.